GACAAAGUUCACUUGUGUAGAAUUGGGAGCAUUAACUGAGGGGCCAUUUUGAAUCUGUGGUCAAAGGAAAUGACUGGUCUGAAGCGGCCUGGCAGCCUGAGCCGCCAGGUACUGCCGCCCUCCUGGGAGUGCCUGAGGGUCUAAGGAUAACUCCGGACUAUGGUGAUUCUCACAGAGGACCUUGAGAUUGCUGCAAUUUGAUCAAUGUCAAAUGUCACUGCAUUUGCCCUGAGACACUUGCCCUAGAGGAUGGCCAAAGGACUCCUGAUGACCUAUGCCCUUUGGGCUUUUGGGGGUCCUGUUGGGCUCCACCACCUGUACCUGGGAAGGGACAGCCACGCCCUGCUCUGGAUGGUCACCUUGGGAGGUGGUGGGUUGGGCUGGCUCUUGGAAUUCUGGAAGCUUCCAAGCUUUGUGGCUCAAGCCAAUAGAGUCCAGAGUUGGAAACCGAGGCCGGAAGAGGAGAGACCACCUGUGAGUCUCCUUCGCUUUGCUUCCCAGAUGGUAGUCGGUGUCUAUUUUGGUCUUGUGGCUCUGGUUAGCCUUUCUUCCAUGGCCAACUUCUAUAUAGUGGGCCUCCCACUGGCUGUUGGCUUAGGAGUCUUGCUGGUAGCUGCUGUUGGUAACCAGACCUCGGACUUUAAGAACACCCUAGGAGCAGCCUUCCUCAUUUCCCCUGUGUUCUAUGGCCGCCCCAUAGCCAUCCUGCCUAUCAGUUUGGCUGCCAGCAUUACAGCCCAGAAGCAUCGCCGAUACAAAGCUUCGGCGGGGUCAGAGACACUUAGUGUGCGGCUCUACCGCGUGGGCUUGGCUUACCUCGCAUUCACAGGCCCGCUGGCAUACAGUACUGUGUGUAACACAGCUGCCACCAUUAACUACGUGGCAGAAACCCUGGGUUCCUUCUUGAGUUGGUUCAGCUUUUUCCCACUUCUUGGCCGCCUCGUGGAGUCUGUCUUGCUUCUGCCUUGCCGGAUCUGGUGGCUACUGGUCGGGGGUCCUGGCUUCAACAGCAGACAGUUCCAGGAGUGGGAAAAGCUCUAUGAGUUUGUCGACAGUUUUCAGGAUGAGAAACGUCAGCUGGCUCACCAGGUUCUGGGCGUUCCAGAAGGAGCAACAAAUGAAGAAAUACAUCGGAGUUACCGAGACCUGGUGAAGGUCUGGCACCCAGACCACAACCAGCACCAGACGGAGGAGGCCCUGAGACACUUCCUGGACAUCCAGGCUGCCUAUGAAGUCUUGAGUCAGCCCAAGAAGCCCCAAGCAUCCUGGGGGUGACAAGCAACCAUUCAGGGAUGAGCUCCGUCUUCUCAACACCAUCCUCAAAACCCAGGAGCUGACAGUUAAAGCAGCAGCUGGCAGAGGGAUGAGGAAAUCCUUACACGGAUGAGAAGGGUAGAAAAUAUAUUUAUGUGUUGAAUU
Mastomys coucha (southern multimammate mouse) is the source of this 1419-nucleotide messenger RNA. It is a transcript of the gene Dnajc22, whose product is annotated as DnaJ heat shock protein family (Hsp40) member C22. Gene Ontology annotation, cellular component: early endosome; plasma membrane. Lineage: Eukaryota; Metazoa; Chordata; Mammalia; Rodentia; Muridae. The record is from RefSeq and is a predicted model, not a curated record. Gene Ontology annotation, biological process: endocytosis. The coding region runs from base 250 to 1275 and encodes 341 amino acids. The transcript is spliced from 3 exons.